Procambarus clarkii (red swamp crayfish) is the source of this 2149-nucleotide messenger RNA. RefSeq names its product ubiquitin specific protease 14 (gene Usp14). Gene Ontology annotation, molecular function: proteasome binding; protein binding; cysteine-type deubiquitinase activity. Lineage: Eukaryota; Metazoa; Arthropoda; Malacostraca; Decapoda; Cambaridae. Gene Ontology annotation, biological process: regulation of proteasomal protein catabolic process; protein deubiquitination; proteasome-mediated ubiquitin-dependent protein catabolic process. The record is from RefSeq and is a predicted model, not a curated record.
GGAGGAAGUCGAGGGUUAACCAGUGUUGUGGUCGAGGCUGGCGAGUCACCACCUCCAGCACCUUGUGUUACUCUCACCACUAUAGCCUCACACCACACCCUCACGCCUCACACCUCCUCCUCGAGGUGCUCCUAUAGUAGUGAUGCCGGCUUUUCAGGUAAAAGUAAAAUGGGGAAAGGAGUUGUAUCCAGAUAUUGAAUUGGAUACAGGUGAACCCCCUAUGGUUUUCAGGGCUCAAUUGUUUGCCUUAACUGGUGUUCAGCCACAGCGCCAAAAGAUUAUGCUCAAGGGUGCCACCAUCAAAGAAGAUACUUGGGAUGGACUCAAGAUUAAGAAUGGAGUGACCAUUUUAAUGAUGGGAAGCAAAGAGGAGGAUGUUCCUGUUGAACCAACGGAGAAAACUGCUUUUAUUGAAGAUAUGUCAGAAGCCGAACGUAAUACUAUGUUGCAACUACCAGUGGGUAUUAAAAAUCUAGGCAACACCUGUUACCUUAAUGCUGUUGUACAGUGCCUCAAAACAGUUCCUGAACUUCAUACGUCAAUUAAAGAAUUCAAACCAAAACGGUCAAGUGGAGAUGCAGAUUCCUCUGCUUCAUCUUCUCUCUUAUCAUUAGUGGAGGUAGAGUCUGGGUCUUUACUCACCCUAGCUAUACAAGAUUGUUACCGCACCAUGGAUGCUGGCAAGACUGCUGUUCCUCUUGUUCUUGUUAAUCUUUUCCGCUCGACCUUUCCCAGAUUUGCUGAACAAGGGGAGCAGGGAAUGUAUAUGCAACAAGAUGCUUCUGAAUGCUGGAUACAAUUAAUGCGUCUCUUGAUGCAAGAGGUACCUGCCAAAGACUCUUCAAAGACUUCUAAAAAUUUCACAUCUUCUCUUAUCGACCAGUUUUUUUGUGGAGAGCAUUCCUGUGAGUGGAAGUGUAUAGAGAGCGAAGAGGAGGAAGUUACUUACAAAACGGAUAACUUUCAGCAGCUCAUGUGCCAUAUUAAUCAAGAUGUUAAAUACUUGCAUACAGGACUUGUAGCCAGAAUGCAGGAACAAAUCACCAAAAGAUCAGAACUUUUAGAUCGUGAUGCAAUGUACACUAAAAAAUCUAAAAUAUCCAGAUUGCCAGCCUACUUAGUUGUACAAAUGGUCAGGUUCUUUUAUAAAGAGAAGGGAGCUGUAAAUGCCAAAAUUCUUAAAGAUGUAAAAUUUCCAAUAAUUUUGGAUGUAUUUGAUUUGUGUACUCCAGAAUUGCAGAAGAAGCUAACCCCUAUUAGAGAGAAAUACAAGGAUAUGGAUGAACGUCAGAUAGAAGAGGAGCGGGCCAAAAAGAGAGGCAAGCCUCUUGCUCUAGAAGAGAAACCACGCACGCGUGCGCUGCCCUUUUCCUUCGAAGAUGAUUAUGGGAGCAACAAUAGUGGGUUUUACAAGUUGCAGGCUGUAUUGACUCAUCAGGGUCGAUCUUCUUCAUCUGGUCACUAUGUAGCCUGGGUGCGGUGGAAGGGUGACGAGUGGCUCAAAUGUGACGAUGAUGAUGUUACAUCAGUUACAGAGGAGGAAAUCUUAAAGUUGUCUGGGGGAGGGGACUGGCACUGUGCGUACAUUUUAUUGUAUGGGCCACGAAUAUUGGAAGUGCCAAUUGAGGAAGACAAGAAACCAGUGGAGGGAGACGAGAAACCAGUGGAGGGAGACAAGAAAGCAGCGGAGGAAGCUAAGAUGGAGACAGAGUGAGAUAGUUACAUUAACUAGUUUCUGAUCAUAUCGGUGAGAUUGUUGAGGCUGUAAACAAUAUCGGGUCACUUUGUAUUGUUUUGACCAAUGCAUUGUGAUAUACGAGGUCAUCUUAUGGGUUUUGUUUUAAUGAAUUCUUAAGUUUUGCCCUAGAGUCAACUGAUGGCAAUGGAUUGUCCAUCUCAAGAAUUCUAAGCUUUAAACUUGCCCUCUGAUUUGUUUCCAGAAAGGUAGUUAAAAAUGCCUUUUUGUUGUCCCUGUGAAGACUUGAUUCCAUAUGAAUUAUCUUCAAAGAAGAUUUUUUUAAGCAAAAUAUAAUAUUAAUUUACUAUUUAGGAGGCAUGUUGUGCUGUCAAGAGGUGGGUUAUUGCCUUGUUUUGUACUAAUUGUUUGUCUCCCGUCAAAGUGGUUACAAUAAAUUUUAUUAAUGCUAAA